This is a messenger RNA of Caenorhabditis sp. 36 PRJEB53466, 626 nucleotides long. NCBI's taxonomy places the organism in Eukaryota, Metazoa, Nematoda, Chromadorea, Rhabditida, Rhabditidae. The record is from the annotation of a GenBank genome assembly.
AUGGCAAGUAAGAGAAAAUGCGAAACUUUUCAAGAAAAAAUUAAUUUCAGCCCGAUGCGACGACGGCGUUCGGUCCGAUUGGACCCGUGCAUGUAUAUGAAUCUAGUUCAGCGGAGAUCUCGAAAAGAUCAGGUGAUCUGUUGCUCAAAAACCGGAAAAAUUUCUCGCCGGUAAGCGGCUUUUUGCAUUUUUCAAUUACAAACGGUCAAAAUGUUGCAGCCGAGCACCGAAAUCGACCUGUCUCGAGCGAUGAAAGAGCCGUUUUCCAUGUUCGGUACGGUUUUAGUUAUAUCACCACAUUCUUCAUGUUUUUCAUCAAAGUCGCCAAAUGUCUGCACGAUUUCCGCCAUGUACUGCCAUAAAUCCGGGAAAAUAAUGAAAACUAAAAAUCUAUUCAAUUUCCCAUUUUUAAGCAAAAUCUGACCGUUUUGUGCUAAAAUGUGCGCACUUGAGAGAAAUUUGCGUCAUUUUUGACAAAGAUAUGCUGACAUUCGACAUUUUUUACAGAUCGGCCCCGCCCAGCAGCUCUGCCGAAUAGAGAAACGAUCCGGAAUGGCUGGAACACUUUGGAAAUUGAACGAAUCGAUUCGGAAACUGAGAGACGACGACGAGAAAAUGGCCGAUGA